Messenger RNA from Osmerus eperlanus (European smelt), 730 nucleotides. RefSeq names its product natterin-3-like. The transcript is spliced from 2 exons. The record is from RefSeq and is a predicted model, not a curated record. Bases 1 to 699 code for a protein of 232 amino acids. Lineage: Eukaryota; Metazoa; Chordata; Actinopteri; Osmeriformes; Osmeridae.
AUGGACAGGCAAGGUUCGGCCUAUGUGGGCAAGAACCAGUACGGCCUGGGUAAGGUGGUGCCAAUUCACAAGGCCUUCUUCCUGCCCUGGGAGGGAUAUGAGUACUGGUACAAGAGCCACAAGGUCUUGACCAUUAACAAAGAUACCUACACCCAGGAAAUCUCCCACGUGGUGUACGCCAUCAACAAACUGAAGCUGAUGAAUAACCCCCCUGAGACCAUGCAAACGCAUCGGAUGACCAACAACGAUUGCCAGACUGUGCACAAGACGGUGACCACGACCAUAACCAGGAAGAAGGAGAACACCUGGAUCGUCGGCCACUCAUGCAUGGUGGGCACCAAGACGACCACCAUCAGCAUCCCCAUUAUCGUCGAAGGAGAGGUGGAGCUCAGCACUGAGCAGACCAUCCACUAUUCCUGGAGCACCACCAACAUAUUGGAGAAUAGCAACAAGAUUUCUGCGAAUCUGAAUGUCCUUCCCAACCACUCCUGCACGGUCCGUAUGGAGGGCCGCAAGAUGACCGCUGACAUCCCCUACACGGCCCGCCUCAGCCGCACCUACAGGAACGGGGAGACCCACUGGACGUCCAUCUCCGGCAAGUACAAUGGCGUGCAGAUCGGAGAGAUCGAUUCAGUCAUCGACCGCUGCCAGCCGGUGGCAGAUGCCAAGCCCUGCCCCCGAGAGACUCGGAUGUUUUAACCACCUGUAAAAUCUGGAUCUGUCAGAUCCC